AUGAUACUAUUCCCCGAGGUCCAGAGAGUGGCUCAAGAAGAGCUUGACAGAGUUGUUGGAAGUCAUCGACUUCCCACUUGGAAUGACUCUGCAGAAACACCUUACAUCAUGGCCGUGGUGAAAGAAUCGAUCAGAUGGAUGCCAACAACGAUCGGAGGCGGAGUGCCCCACGCAACUACUACCGAGGAUUUCUACAAAGGUUACAGAAUUCCUGCUGGUGCCGCAAUCGUAAACAAUGCAUGGUCGAUCAACAAUGACCGUACCAACCCAAGAGACUUUGAUCCUACACGCCAUCUUCCUGGGAAAUAUCCACCAGUAGGGCAACCAAAAGGCUCCGAUACAUCGGAGAGACCAUUCACCACCUUCGGAGCCGGUCGACGCAUGUGUCCUGGAAUCCACGUUGCUGAGCGAAGUUUGUUCACGGCCAUCUCGAGGUUACUCUGGGGGUUCAAAAUGUCACGUCCUGUUGAUAAAGACGGGAAGUUGGUGCCACUCGAUCCCGAUGCUUUGACACCUGGUUUUCUCGUCAUGCCUGUUCAAUAUGAUGCUGUAUUCGCGGUCCGGGCUGAAGAGCGAGGAUCUUUGAUUAGAAGGAAGUGGGCCGAGGCGUCCGAGAUGCUCGAUAGUGAGGGAAAUUAUACUGAAGCGUUCUUCGAGCAAACAUUUGCAACGCAAUCCUUGAAAUAG
Cladophialophora yegresii CBS 114405 is the source of this 687-nucleotide messenger RNA. RefSeq lists its product as uncharacterized. Gene Ontology annotation, molecular function: iron ion binding; heme binding; monooxygenase activity. Bases 1 to 687 code for a protein of 228 amino acids. NCBI's taxonomy places the organism in Eukaryota, Fungi, Ascomycota, Eurotiomycetes, Chaetothyriales, Herpotrichiellaceae. The transcript has 4 exons. The record is from RefSeq and is a predicted model, not a curated record.